Molecule: messenger RNA, 1476 nt
Organism: Metarhizium brunneum ARSEF 3297
Lineage: Eukaryota; Fungi; Ascomycota; Sordariomycetes; Hypocreales; Clavicipitaceae
Gene: csn-2
Product: COP9 signalosome complex subunit 2
Biological process (GO): protein deneddylation
Cellular component (GO): COP9 signalosome
Source: RefSeq, a predicted model, not a curated record
AUGUCGGAUGAUGAGGAUUUCAUGCAGGAGUCGGACGAGGAGCAAUACGACUUUGAAUACGAAGAAGACGAGGACGACGAGUCUGGAGAUGUCGAUAUCGAGAACAAAUACUACAAUGCGAAACAACUAAAGCUUACUGACCCUUCCGAUGCGAUUGGCGAAUUCCUUGGGAUUCCGCCGCUUGAGGAAGAGAAAGGCGAGUGGGGCUUCAAAGGGUUGAAGCAAGCCAUCAAACUAGAAUUCAAGUUGGGAAAAUACGAUGAGGCAGCGGACCAUUUUGCAGAGCUUCUCACCUACGUCAAAUCAGCCGUCACGAGGAAUUAUUCCGAAAAAUCCAUUAAUAACAUGCUCGACUACAUUGAAAAAGGCGCCAAUGGCAAAGAAGCCGCGAAAAGCAUGGAAAAAUUCUAUUCCCUUACCCUACAGAGCUUUCAAAGCACCAACAACGAGCGGCUGUGGCUAAAGACGAAUAUCAAGCUUGCCAAGCUGCUCCUUGAUAGGAAAGAAUACAGCUCGGUUUCUAAGAAGCUUCGGGAGCUCCACAAGGCUUGUCAGCGACCUGACGGCACAGACGACCCUGGUAAAGGUACAUACUCGCUGGAAAUUUACGCCCUCGAGAUCCAAAUGUUAGCCGAGACCAAGAACAACAAACAGCUCAAGGCUUUGUAUCAACGAGCACUGAAAGUCAAGUCUGCCGUUCCGCACCCUCGUAUCAUGGGGAUCAUCAGAGAAUGCGGCGGCAAGAUGCACAUGAGUGAAGAGAACUGGAAGGAGGCACAAAGCGACUUUUUUGAGUCGUUCCGCAACUACGACGAGGCAGGAUCUCUACAACGUAUCCAAGUCCUCAAGUAUUUACUUUUAUCUACGAUGCUGAUGAAAUCCAACAUCAACCCGUUUGACUCGCAGGAGACCAAACCAUACAAAUCUGAUCCUAGAAUAUCAGCCAUGACGGAGCUUGUCGACGCUUACCAAAGAAACGACGUCCAUGCAUACGAAAAGGUAUUGCAAGGCCAUCAGGACAUCUUGGAUGAUCCUUUUAUCGCUGAGAACAUCGACGAAGUCACCCGUAAUAUGCGAACCAAGGGCGUUUUGAAGCUAAUAGCUCCAUACACCCGCAUGAAACUCGGGUGGAUUGCGAAACAACUCAAGAUAUCGCAGCCUGAAGUACAAGACAUACUUGGAUUCUUAAUUGUAGACGGCAAGAUCAACGGAACAAUCAACCAACAGGAUGGAAUCCUCGAAAUAGCAUCCGACGCUGAUAUCAAGCGUAUCCAGGCCAUGAGCAGCCUCUCCGCAUCGAUAUCAGAACUGUUUGGUGCUGUGUUCAAUGAAGGUGAUGGUUUCCGAAGCAAAGAGCGUGAUGGUUCCUUUGAGCAGUCAAUGGACUUCCAGGGCCUCUCCAUGGGAAGAGCACUGCGUGGGGCAGGGCAGCAACGAGCAAAGAAGGGCAAGAUUCCAAGCGCAAUGUGGGCAUGA